AACCAGGGACAGUUGAAGCAAUUAAGCUAGUAGAUGAUGUAGGUGCUAUUUAGUCAUUCAACCUUAAUGACAAGUUCUUUAUAAAUGUUACAACUCACUCUUUAUUCCAAUAAGCUUGGAUUUCAGUUCUUUUCUUUCUUUGUUUUCUAUUCAUGUUCAGAGUUCAAAUGGAGUUCCAUCUCCCACACAUCAUUCUUUUUAUAACUAUUGCGCUAGCUACAACCCAUGCUGCUCUGACUCCUGAGCUUUACUGGAACUCUGUUCUGCCUGAUACUCCAAUGCCAAAAGCGGUCACAGAUCUUCUACAGCCAGACUUCAUAGAUGAUAAAAGCACUUCUGUUGGCGUAGGGAAGGGAGGUGUAAAUGUUGAUACAGGUAAGGGAAAGCCUGGAGGAACUUCUGUAAAUGUUGGGAAAGGCGGAGUAAACGUGAACACUGGGAAAGGAAAGCCAGGAACCAAUGUUAAUGUGGGAGGUAAAGGUGGUGUAAAUGUUAACGCUGGAAAGCCGGGGAAGAGAACCAAUGUAGGUGUUGGCAAAGGCGGUGUAACUGUUACCACGGGACACAAGGGAAAGCCUGUGUAUGUUGGAGUACGACCAGGGCCAUCCCCGUUCAAUUAUGUUUAUGCUGCUACUGAAAAUCAACUUCACGAUGACCCAACUGUGGCUCUCUUUUUUUUGGAGGAGGACAUGUAUAUCGGGAAAACCAUGAACUUGCACUUCACCGAAAACCCAAACAUAGCAACUUUCUUACCACGCCAAGUUGCCAAUUCGAUACCUUUUACAUCUAAAAAGUUGCCAGAGAUCUACAAUGAGUUUUCUGUGAAACCUGGAUCAACGGAAGCUGAGAUAAUGAAGACAACAAUCAGAGAGUGUGAAGAACCUGGGAUUAAAGGAGAGAAGAAAUACUGUGCAACAUCACUCGAGUCAAUGAUUGACUUCAGCACUUCUGUACUUGGAAAAAAUGUUCAGGCAAUCUCCACGGAGGUGGAAAACCAAACCCAGAUGCAGAAGUAUAAAAUUACAACUAGAACAAAGAUGGCAGGUGACAAAUCUGUGGCAUGCCACAAGCAGAAUUAUGCAUAUGCUGUCUUCUAUUGCCAUGCAACACAAACCACAAGGGCUUAUAUGGUUUCUUUAGAGGGUGCUGAUGGAACAAAGGCUAAAGCAGUAGCAGUCUGCCAUACAAAUACAUCAGCUUGGAAUCCCAAGCAUCUGGCAUUCCAGGUACUCAAGGUUAAGCCAGGUACAGUUCCAAUUUGCCAUUUCCUUCCUCAGGACCACAUUGUUUGGGUUCCGAAGUAGAAGCCUGCAUACAUAUUAAACCCUAUUAGUUACAUUUCCAGUCAAAACAGUUUGCAUUCAAAUAAUUUGAGUUCUAGCGGUUUUAUUUUUAUAAUAAUGUAACUAAAGGCCCACUAUAUUUGGUUAUACAUAUCUAUAAAGUUUACUGUAGUAGUAUCAGUAAUUAAUACUAUUUUCCAAUGUUGCUAGCUUUC
Jatropha curcas is the source of this 1498-nucleotide messenger RNA. It is a transcript of the gene RD22, whose product is annotated as BURP domain-containing protein. The record is from RefSeq and is a predicted model, not a curated record. Lineage: Eukaryota; Viridiplantae; Streptophyta; Magnoliopsida; Malpighiales; Euphorbiaceae.